UGCAAGGAGGAGGGCCAUUCGUCAUCGUCGGAUGCGAAAUCAGGAUCAAGUUUUCCCUCUUCCAGCGACCCCGACAAGUAGAAGUCGGCGAGGGCGGCGGGGAAGUGAAUAAGCGACUGUAGCAGGACUCCGAGCAUGGAGCCUAUAACGUCGUGGAGCGAGCAGAGAGUUACUGAGUGGCUCCAAGGUCUGGAUGCUUCCCUGCAGCAGUAUCCGUUCUCAGCAUGGCAGCUGUCAGGUUUGGAGCUGCUCCAGCUGUCCUCUCUGGACCUAGAGAGGCUGGGGAUCCACAAGAUAGGACACCAAGAACUCAUCCUGGAGGCUGUGGAAAAACUCUGCUCUCUGACGUAUGGUGUGGGCGGUGAGAACCUGCGUGGUCUGACAGAGAAACUCCGUGCCGUCGCCCAUACCCUCCAGAUGGGCAUCCAGGGCCGCUGGCACUCCGGUACCUAUGACGGACAGAGCACCACAAAGCUGCCAACAGGCAUACUGCGGGCUGUAGCGGAGCUCAUAACAUCUGCCAAAGGGCUCUUCUCUCUGCUCAACAGGUACCAGUUUUUCCAGCUCAGUGGAUACACAUCUAGCAAAAGCAUCAUCACCCACUGUCAAGAGCUGGGGUGUAUUGUACACAAGGACGCAACGGCCUAUGAAAAAGAAAAGGACAUCAUCUCUGCUUGUCGUCACUUGGUAGAGGUGUGUGAUGAGAUCCUGACCUCAAGCCCUGAAGUGGUCCUUACCCAUACUGCUCAGCUAGAGAGUGUCGAUCUAGUGCCUGCAUCACCUGGGGACCACCUGGGUAUUGAGAUAACGUCAACUGGCUCCAGUAACCACUUUGUGACUGGGACCGCUGCCGAGUUUCCAGCUGACUUCUGUGAGAAGAUCUUGGCCGGUGAUGAAGUGAUUCAGGUCAAUGACCAGAUCGUGGUGGGCUGGAGCAGAGCUAACCUGGUGAAGAAACUCCAGGAGAACCCAAGCGGUGUGACAUUGGUCCUGAAAAAGGUCCCAGGGUCCCUUAGACGCAGAGACAAAGCCCAGCAGCUCUCAUCCACACAGAGGGAAGUAGAGGAGGAAGAAGAAGAAGCAGAAGAAGAGGAGGAGGAGGAGGAGGAGGAAGAGGAAGCGAAUCCACGGUAUUCCAUAUUCGAGAGGGUAGCGGCUUCUGUCAGGUCCUUGUCCUUUAGGAAGGCCGUUCACGGGCCAGAGGUAACACAGCAUCCCAUGGGACAGGAGGAAUCCGAGCUGUCCUGUGACAGAGGGUUGGAUGGGAGUUUGACUGCUACCUCACAUCAAGACCCACAGGCUGGGGCAUCACUGCUACCAGGGGAGUGUGAGGGUUUGGGAGGUUCAAGGCUCUCCCCUGGACCCAGACGUGAUGGGUCAUUGUCACCCAGAUGUCCGUCCCCACUGAUAUUUGACCACGGGCGUCACAGCAUCAGUUCCUGCCCCGAAAUGGGAGAACACGAGGAAAAUAAAGACACAAAGAAGAGCUCUACAAAAGGUAUGUCAACCGCUUUGAGCCGGCGCCGGGUGUCAUGUCGCGAGCUUGUUCGACCCGACUGUGAUGGCUGGCUGUGGAAGAAGAGGAAGGAGAGCAGCGUCUUCAUCGCACAGAAGUGGCAACGCUUCUGGUUCGUCCUCAAGGGCCCAAGCCUCUACUGGUACACUAGCCAACAGGAGGAGAAAGCAGAGGGACUGGUCCAGAUAGCGAGCUACAGCAUAGAGAGCGCCGGAGAGCACAAGAGGAAAUAUGUGUUCAAAAUGUGCCACCAGCGAUUCCAGACCUUCUUCUUUGCUGCUGAGAAUGUCAGUGACAUGAGCAAAUGGAUCAACUGUCUGAUCACAGCAAUUCAGAAGCAUAAGAAGUUUCACCAAGGCCCACCAGACAGCGAGGAGGAGUGCUACAGUGAGACAGAGUCAGAAGAUGAGAGGUCCCCUUCACCAUGCAGGAGAAACAAGAAAAUGCAAUCCAACACUUUGCCUCGCCCCAAGGGGAGGAAGACUAAAGUGCCAUUAACAAUUUCUGCAACAGGGGGCAGCAAAGGAACAGGUGCGCCAGUGGAUGAAAUGGGUGUGCUGUUCAAGAGACUAAAGGAGGGGGGAGUGUCUCUCAUUGGCCAUGACCAGCCGCUGACACAUGACCAAUUCAGGAAAUCUUUCAUCCGACGCAACAGGAACCCAGUCAUCAAUGAGAAGGUGCACACACUCCGUGCCCUGCAGAGCACACUCAAGGCUAAAGAGGCUGAGCUGCUGUCAGUCAACAAGAUCCUGGAGGACCCUGGUCUGACUGCUGUCAGAUUCCGCCAGUGGAAGGAGAGCAAUGAGGAGCUGUGUCAGGAAAUCGAGAAACUGGCCCUCCUCAAGACCGCCAAAGAAAACGUCAUGGCGGCCGAGGACACACCCGCCAGCAUGGUCCCCGGGGAAACGGUUGCCACGGAAACAGCCUCCUCAGUGGUGGAGGAUGCAUGCACACUGAGCCUCAGCGAGGGGGAACAGUUGGUGGAUGCGGAGCCCUCUGACAUUCUCGUGGAGAUCCCGUCAGCUUCUCUGAAUGACGAAACCUCUCCAGUGUUAGAAAUCUCCCUGGGAUCAUUGCAGGAAUCCAUAAACAAGCAGCUGAGUGAAAUGGCAAGUAAUUCGGCCAGUGGAGGAGUGGCAGAAAACUACUUCUACAUUUAAAACCUGUCUGGAGAUGCCACACCGACCGUUGUCCACAAUGCGGUCAUUUGAGAGACAUUUGGCAUGGUAUGCAAAUUAGGUGCAUUUUACUUUGCCCGAUGUAGCAAUUCAUUGAAAAGGAUGAGUCAAAUGACUGUUUAACCGGUCCUUGGAUCGGCUGUGUCGGUAAAAGGCAUCUAUUCUGGCGUGUUUGUUGCUUUUCACUGAAGACGGAGAAGAUGGGGCUAUUUGAAUCAAACCCAAACUCACUUGACUGGCCAGAGCACAUAUUAACUGAUUCAAGAAUCAUGCUUUCUACUUCAAGAGAAGUAUCAUUGCCAAGUUUAAGUCUUAAUUCAUAGAUAGAGUAUCUGUUUAUGGGAUUCUACGGUUCUCUUAAGCUUUCAAUCUUUUGCUGAUAAGAAAAAAAUAUAUAUAAUUUUUAGAGUUUUAUGAGUAUUUCUUUGUAUUAUAUAUAUAAAGCCUUUUUUUGUAAAUAAAGUUUUCCCAUAAGUAUCAAUUUGUGUUUACUGACAUUACCUUAAUAAAGGUAUACAUUUAAAGCAAUUUGCACAGAACCAAAAUCAGAUCUUGAUGAAAUGAUUUAAACUUUGUAUAAAUUACACCUUGUUUGGCACAUCAAAAGUGACACUCAUUCAUUUUUAACAACCUUGCCACACAUUUGACUUGUGUAUUCAUACACUAUGCAUUACAGUUCAUCAUAUCUGAACAAUAUAAGGGUAGGGGAUUGUCCUGGUUGCUAAAGUCCCCUGUGAAUGCCACAAGGAGGCCUUUGACGUAUAAUUUCCCGUUCGAUCCCAUUGCUUCAUCACAUGAGCACUGAAAAUAGAGGCCCUGUGCCUCCUUGUGACUGAUAUUUGUUGGCUCAAUAAAAAGAAAAAGUCUGCUUGAUUAUCAGUGAAAUGUGUCAUGAUGUAGCUGAAAAGGUGUUGGUUAAUUUGGUUGAACAAAGGGCAGUGAAUGGUGAAAUUAAAUAAGCAGUAAUCUCUGAUUAUCCUAUC
Molecule: messenger RNA, 3677 nt
Organism: Lampris incognitus (smalleye Pacific opah)
Lineage: Eukaryota; Metazoa; Chordata; Actinopteri; Lampriformes; Lampridae
Gene: cnksr1
Product: connector enhancer of kinase suppressor of Ras 1
Exons: 21
Coding region: 136-2676 (846 amino acids)
Molecular function (GO): protein binding
Source: RefSeq, a predicted model, not a curated record